UUCUCACCACAAAUUUUUCUUUCCCAUUCUUUCCCAGGAUUUCCCCUUUUCCCGAGAAAAUAAUUUCUCGUUCUCGGCCUGAUCGGUUUUGGUUUCUGAAUCGAUUCUUUCUCCUCUGUAGCUAUGGGAGUAGCUGUUCUUCAUUCUCAUGAUGUCCUGAAGGGCCCUUUCUCCAGAAAUCCCUUGUUUCCUCAUGGGAAAUAUCCUCGUAACCCUAAAGCUUGCCCCAACAAGCAGACGAAGCCGCAACCAAACAACCGCCGUCGCCGAAGUCCGCCACGCCCUCUGGCCGGGAGUCCUCCUCCGGCGGCUCAUCCUCUACCGCCUCAUGUGGUAAACGGUGUCGUACCGAAGGGUUUGAAGAAGAAGAUCCACAACAACAACAACAACAACAACAACAGCAACCAUCUGGUUGUCGGACAGAUAAGAAUCCUCAAGCGCGGCGAGGUAGUUGCCAAGACGGUAACGGAUCUGGCGGUUGAGGAUUCAGAUCUGGGAACUACUCGCCGGAUCGGACCAGAUCCAGAGAAUGUGCCGACACAGAUCCGUCUCUCCGACGCGAAAUCGAUUCCGGCCUCGUUCUACGCCGGUUCUGUCACGUUGACCUCUCCGCCUCCAAGCGAUGUCCCGCUUCCGGCCUUCACGAAGAAAAGCGUCUCCAUGUUCAAAGCCGGCGACGCGACUAACGAUCUGAUCAGGAUCCUUCGUCUGGAGAUCUGACAAGCCCCCUCUCCGAUCAUAUUAGAUGAAGUAUUCGGUGAUCUUAUGUCACAUCUCUGCCGCCGUGCUUCCUAUCUACGAUCGUCUGAUAGCUCCUGAAGACCGGUGGAUGAUGAAACUUCCGGUGACGACACUCGAACGUGUUUCGAAUCUUCCCUUAUUUUUUCAAGGGGAAGAUAGAAAUUUAGUUUCAGAGUUAGUAUUGGCUAGUGUUUGCUUUGUGCAUAGGCUAUGGAUUGUCUCUUUUCUUUGGGGUUUCUUAGGGUUUAGUUAUAAGUGAGAAUGUGUGGGUGUAAUUUAGGUGCGAAAGCGAAAGGGAUCUGCGUAGUUUGGUGAAGACGAAGCUCUGUUUAGGUUUCUGUACCCCUCGCCAGUAUCUCAUCCUGUAUCGUCUUCCUUAUUAUCUGUAAACAAUGGAAAUGUUAGGCUUUACUUUUGAA
Messenger RNA from Tarenaya hassleriana, 1160 nucleotides. RefSeq lists its product as uncharacterized. Bases 124 to 720 code for a protein of 198 amino acids. The record is from RefSeq and is a predicted model, not a curated record. The transcript has a single exon. NCBI's taxonomy places the organism in Eukaryota, Viridiplantae, Streptophyta, Magnoliopsida, Brassicales, Cleomaceae.